GUGCCACAGAUAAGCUUAGCAGUGAUAUCAGAUAUCAGCAAUAUAAUGGAACCAAGCAUGCGUCCGCAGGGUUUCGCCAUUGAGGAGCUGCGUCAGAUUCUAAGCCAAUCCGAGCUGAAGAAUAUAACUCAGUUUAUCCACACCAGCGACAAUGUACUGGAGCUUAUCGAUGGCUUCAUGCAACUGAUGGCACGCGAGGAGAUCGAUUUUGGAGUACAGACGUUGGCUGGUCUCCAUGUGGCUGGCAUAAUGAUCUACAUGCUGCAUCAUGACGAUCUGGAUAGCACUCAGAUGCAGCGAAUGAAGUUCAUACAGCGCUGCUUCGACUACUUGGCCUGCACCGAGGAUAAGCAUGUGCAUGAACUGUGCACACAGAUCCUGUGCUUAUUGGAUUUAAAUGAUUCGCAGCAUGUGUUGAAUACCAUAAACUGCUGCCGCAUUGCGAGUCCGUUGAGCACAAUGGCCCAACUGGUUUGCACCUGUUUGCUGUGGGCCAUGCUCGACAAUCUGACCGAUUUGGGUUUCGACACAUAUCGCCUGCGUGCCUAUCCGGAUAUAAUGAUGGCAGUUGCCAUGGUCAAUCCACUGCUUUACUUGCAGGACUAUCCGCAAUCGCUCAAUCUGAUUGUACGCAUCAUUGGCGCCCUGUUGCUGAUUGGACCCUAUGGCUGCACGGAGAAGUUGCGCUUAGAGAUGGGAUUGCCGCAGCAGAUGCUCGAAUUUCCGGAAUCGGAUGCGGCGGUCCUUUUCCGCUGGCUAACCGCCAUCAGCGAGGAGUUGCGCUAUGAGCUGCAGCUGCAGGAUGGCCAUGGCCAGGACCUCAUGGUCAUCCUGGAGAUAUCCUAUGAGGUGAUGAAACUCGUCCACUCCCAUUUAUCUGCAUUCUAUCAGCGACUCUAUUAUCAGCCCGAUUGCGAUGCGGAUGGCUGUGUCUCUGAUCACCAAUACGAGGAUCACGACGAUAACUUCGAUUGGUUUUUAUGAGCACUUUCCAUAAAUAACAAAGUCAACCAAUUAGAAUGUGCCGCAAAAGAACCUGCUUCAUUCCAAAAUUAUUUUAAAAAAGAUAACCAGUUAUUUUUCAUAUUCCCCGCAAAAUUGUAGACAAAUAAGAAAAUAUAAACCACAUUUUUGUUACAAAA
Molecule: messenger RNA, 1142 nt
Organism: Drosophila grimshawi
Lineage: Eukaryota; Metazoa; Arthropoda; Insecta; Diptera; Drosophilidae
Exons: 4
Coding region: 46-984 (312 amino acids)
Source: RefSeq, a predicted model, not a curated record